Molecule: messenger RNA, 1728 nt
Organism: Taeniopygia guttata (zebra finch)
Lineage: Eukaryota; Metazoa; Chordata; Aves; Passeriformes; Estrildidae
Source: RefSeq, a predicted model, not a curated record
GGCUCCAUCCCUCCGAUGGGACACCCCGUUCCUUCCCGGCUGGCGGCGAUGGCGGCGGCGGCGGCGGCGGCGGCGGGCGGGGCGCGGCGGGCCCCGGUGCUGAGCCCCGGCGCGAUGAACCCCGCGGUGCGGCGCGUGGAGUACGCGGUGCGCGGCCCCAUCGCCGCCCGCGCCGCCGAGCUCGAGCGGGAGCUCGGACAGGGUGUCCCCAAGCCCUUCACGGAGGUGAUCAAGGCCAACAUCGGUGACGCUCACGCCAUGGGCCAGCAGCCAAUCACCUUCCUGCGCCAGGUGGUGGCUCUGUGCCUGUGCCCCGAGCUCCAGGGUCACCCCUCGGUCCCGGCCGAUGCUGAGGCGCGCGCCCGGCGGCUGCUGGCGGCGUGCGGGGGUGGCAGCGCAGGCGCGUACAGCGCCAGCCCCGGGCUGCAGCCGGUGCGCGAGGACGUGGCGCGGCACAUCGAGCGGCGCGACGGCGGCGUCCCCGCCCGCGCCGAGGACAUCUUCCUGUCGGCCGGGGCCAGCGACGCCAUCGUGACGAUGCUGAAGCUGCUGGUGUGGGGCUCGGGCCCGUCCCGCACGGGGGUGCUGAUCCCCAUCCCGCAGUACCCGCUGUACUCGGCGGCGCUGGCCGAGCUGGACGCGGUCCCUCUCGGGUACCUGCUGAACGAGGAGCGCCGCUGGGCUCUGGACGUGGCCGAGCUGCGCCGGGCGCUGAGCGAGGGGCGGCGGCGCUGCUGCCCCCGAGUGCUCUGCAUCAUCAACCCCGGCAACCCCACCGGCCAGGUGCAGAGCCGGGAGUGCAUCGAGGACGUCAUCAGGUUCGCCUUCGAGGAGAAGCUGUUCCUCAUGGCCGACGAGGUGUACCAGGACAACGUCUACGCCGAGGGCUCCACCUUCCACUCCUUCAAGAAGGUCCUGAUGGAGAUGGGGCCGCCCUACGCGGACUCGGUGGAGUUGGCCUCCUUCCACUCCAUCUCCAAGGGCUUCAUGGGAGAGUGUGGUCUGCGUGGUGGGUACAUGGAGGUGGUGAACCUCCACCCCGAGGUGAAGGCCCAGCUGGCCAAGCUGGUGUCGGUGCGGCUCUGCCCGCCCGUGCCGGGACAGCUGCUCCUGGACGCCGUGGUGGACCCGCCCCGGCCUGGAGAGCCGUCCUACGAGAGGUUCCAGGCGGAGAAGCAGGCGGUGCUGAGCGCGCUGGCGGAACGCGCCCGGCUGACCGAGGAGAUCCUGAACCGCACGCCCGGGAUCAGCUGCAACCCCGUGCAGGGCGCCAUGUACGCCUUCCCCCGCAUCCAGAUCCCGGCGCGCGCCCUCGCCGCCGCCAAGGAGAAGGAGCAGGCCCCGGACAUGUUCUUCUGCAUGCGGCUCCUGGAGGAGACGGGGAUCUGCGUGGUGCCGGGCAGCGGCUUCGGCCAGAAGGAGGGCACCUACCACUUCCGCAUGACCAUCCUGCCGCCCACGGAGAAGCUGAAGCUGCUGCUGCAGAAACUCAGCGACUUCUACACCAAAUUCGUCCGCGAGUUCUCCUGAUUUGCGUGGCCACGCCUCCUCAUUUACAUAACCACACCCUCCUCAUUUGAAUGACCACGCCCUCCUCGUUGACGUGGCCACGCCCCCCGGAAAUUCAGGAUUUGGUUUUUUGGUUUUUUGGGGUUUUUUUGGGAAUUUCGGGGCUGGACCCCCCAAUUCCCAAAAUGUUCCCGAAUAAAGGACGGUGACCUGUUGGAA